Molecule: messenger RNA, 693 nt
Organism: Elgaria multicarinata webbii
Lineage: Eukaryota; Metazoa; Chordata; Lepidosauria; Squamata; Anguidae
Product: vomeronasal type-2 receptor 26-like
Exons: 2
Biological process (GO): G protein-coupled receptor signaling pathway
Cellular component (GO): plasma membrane
Molecular function (GO): G protein-coupled receptor activity
Source: RefSeq, a predicted model, not a curated record
UGUAUCUCCAAGAAGAUCCACUUCCUCUCCUAUCAAGAGUCUCUAGGCAUCAUUUUAACUUCUCUUGCUCUUUUCCUCUCUCUGAUCACAUGUCUUGUGCUGCUAAGCUUCAUUAAAUACCGUGACACACCAAUUGUCAAAGCCAACAACCGAGACCUCACCUAUGUCCUCCUCAUCUCCCUCCUGCUCUGCUUCCUCUGUUCCCUCCUCUUCAUCGGCCGACCCACAAAGGUCACCUGUCUUCUACGACAAACUGCUUUCAGCAUCACCUUCUCUGUUGCCGUUUCUUCUGUGUUGGCAAAAACUGUCAUGGUGGUUCUGGCUUUCAUGGCCACCAAGCCAGGAAAUAUGGCAAGGAAACUCUUGGGAAGACAGUUUACAAACUCUCUUGUCCUGGCCUGUCCCUUCAUCCAAGGUGUUAUCUGUGCUGUCUGGAUAAUAAACUCUCCUCCAUUCCAAAACCUGGACUUCCAUUCCCUGGCUCAAGAGAUCAUAGUGGAAUGCAAUGAAGGGUCUGUCAACAUGUUUUACAUUGUCCUGGGUUUCCUGGGUUUCCUGUCCUUUGUUAGCUUUGUGGUAGCUUUCCUAGCAAGGAAAUUGCCCGACAGCUUCAAUGAAGCCAAGUUUAUCACCUUUAGCAUGCUGGUGUUUUGCAGUGUUUGGAUCUCCUUUGUCCCAACCUAUCUGAGAUGA